AUGCGACACUUGAUCGCUAUUACCACUGUCCUUUCUGGCUUCUUACUUUCCUCUACACUCGCUCAAAACGAUGGAGGCGCCGUAACGCUAUUCUGGCCUAAACUCCCGACCACCACUCUCGAGGGGGAACCUGAAUGGAACGAGGGUAUCACCACGCUUGGCGGCAAAGUUCUCUCCACCGACGCAGAAGGGUACACGCACUACGCAGUGUCGCACGUUCAGACGCUCGGUGUGGUGGAUGGAGAGACAUACAUCUCCACGCCUACGUCUGUUACCUAUACAUUCAGGGCAGACGCGUCGCGCUACCGUGGCGUUGGCCCCUUCGCCGUAAUUGAGCCCACCGGCACUGUAGGCGGCGGACUCGGGCUCACCUAUCGAGAAGGCGCACAAGCCAUAACCGAGUGCGAGGGUGACAUCGACGGGAGCUCUGAAGACACCGACGAGAUUGCUUGCUCGAUGAGAGUGGAGUUUGCUGUCGCAAGCACCGACUCGGACAGUGGAUCUGCAGAAACAGUCACCUCCGUUCGUACGAGAGAGAUGUGGACGGUAACUGGGGAGAAGGAACCAAUGAUUACUAUCGCAGCUUCGGAAUCUGGAGCGGUGUCGGCACUGAGGAUGAGUGGGGCGCUUGUUUGGUCGGGGAUCGCUGCUGGAGGGAUGGUGGUGUGGCUUUAUUAG
Messenger RNA from Coprinopsis cinerea okayama7#130, 678 nucleotides. RefSeq lists its product as hypothetical. Lineage: Eukaryota; Fungi; Basidiomycota; Agaricomycetes; Agaricales; Psathyrellaceae. The transcript has 3 exons. Bases 1 to 678 code for a protein of 225 amino acids. The record is from RefSeq and is a predicted model, not a curated record.